GUGCCGUGUCGGCGGUGGCCGCGGUCGACACGCAGGGCGCUUCCGCUGAGCUCGUGGUGCUGGUCCCAGGCCUGCGGAACUUCCAGCGCGCGCAGCAGCUGAGAAGUUCCCUGGAUUGGCUCAGGCACCAGAACCUGAGCUUCCAUUGCGUGGUUUACAGCUACAAGGACUACAUCCAGCUGCCAGUGACCAGCGAGUUCUUGGAGCCAUGCAGUCUGCAGAUCCACAGGGGCGCCUGGAUGGACCACUUGAAGCUGCGGGUGCCUGAAAUCGACCGCGCCAAGUACGUGCUGCACUGGAUCGACUCCAUCGUUCCGGGGCCAAAUCUGGAUUUGAAGACCAUGAUGCGAGUCAUGGAGGAGCAAUCCUUUCAGCUGCUUUCACCGAGCUUCCGAUCAGAGCCCAGUUUGCUGGAGGUCACUGCCACGGGCGAGGUGAGCUCCUUGUUGGAGACAAAGGACCAAGUCUUCAUGACGCAGAUGGCCAACCGACACUCCGGGAGGGUCCUGGAGUGGCUGGAAUUCCAAUUUAGCCUCUUCUCUCGGGAGGCCUUUCUUUGCAAGCAGCAGUUCAUUCGCAACCAUAGCGAUAUCAUUCACUUGGGCUGGGGUGUGGACAUGGUCACGCCUCGGGCGUGCUCCAUGAAGGUUGGCAUUUUCGACUCCAUGACCAUGCGCAAGAACCGUUUAGACUCGGAGUCAUCCUAUGACUACAAAGCUGCGCGGGCUGAGAUGCAUUACUUGCUGGCCCGCAGCACGUCAAAGUACGGCUACAUCCACGAGUAUCCCAACCUCCUUGGCUACUUCGACGUGGAACCUCCCUUAAUCAGGCGACAAGAGGACGCUUCAAUACCAAUGCAUCAGACACUGCUGCUGGUGUUGCUGGCAAUGCUUGUAGCCGGCCUUUUCCUGAGCUUGGGUGAUUUGUCCGACCUGGGAGUGUGCCUCACUUUCUGCGCCCUGCAACUCUUCCACGUUUUCCUCCUCAAGUACCUCCUCUCGGGGGCUCUCAACGCCCCGGCGCCCUUCGCCUUGGCCGUGCCGCAGCUCCUCGCUGCCGCGGCCGUGGGGGCCGUCCGGGCGCGAUCUGCGCCGUUUGCGGCGACGUCCCACGGGGCGUUGGCGGCAGCGGCCGCGGGCGGAGCGAAUCUGAGCCUGGCCUUCCUGGACCUGCCGCUGGUUUUGGCACUUCGCUCCAGCGGGAUCUUUCUGGCCACGGCUCUUCUCCGCAGAAAUCCAGGGAGGCUCCACUUGGCUUUGCUGUCGCUGACUCUGCUGCUGACGCUUGGCCUGCUCUCCUCGGCUCCGUGGUCCCUUGGCACCGCCCUUGGCGUCCUUGGCGCUUUUGCCGCGGCGCCGCCGCAAGACUUGGCCGGACUGGGCGAUGGCCCGGCAGCUUCCCGGGCGAGCGUGGGGGCGCUGGCGCUGGCACUGCCGGCGUUGAUCUACCCGCACCCGACCGCCAGCGGCCUCCAGACAGACUGGCAAGUGCUGCAGCAGGUGGGUCUGGGGCGCGCGGCGGCUGCGGGCGCCAUCGCGGCGGUCAGCGCCGGCAGCUGCGAGGCGGCCAGGGGCUUCUACCGGCAGAUCUCGGUGAAGCAGCAGGCUGCGGUCUUCAGCCUCCUGGGCGGUGCCUCUCUGGCGGCGGUUUACCUCUUGGAGGAUUCGCCUCCCCUGGGUGCCGCGGCGGGCGGUUGCUGCGUGGCCUUGGCACUGGCGGUGGCCUGGGAGGAGGAGCUGGGCUCGCCGAAAUCGGCUUGA
Messenger RNA from Effrenium voratum, 1760 nucleotides. Lineage: Eukaryota; Dinophyceae; Suessiales; Symbiodiniaceae. The record is from the annotation of a GenBank genome assembly.